This is a messenger RNA of Dreissena polymorpha, 2932 nucleotides long. RefSeq names its product pyruvate dehydrogenase [acetyl-transferring]-phosphatase 1, mitochondrial-like. The coding region runs from base 73 to 1587 and encodes 504 amino acids. NCBI's taxonomy places the organism in Eukaryota, Metazoa, Mollusca, Bivalvia, Myida, Dreissenidae. Gene Ontology annotation, molecular function: protein serine/threonine phosphatase activity; cation binding. The record is from RefSeq and is a predicted model, not a curated record. The transcript has a single exon. Gene Ontology annotation, biological process: protein dephosphorylation.
UGAAGCUGGUCGCAAAUCCAACCAACGGGAAAACAGAACCACUGAAUAAAUGGCUCUAAUAUUUUAAUAUUUAUGGUUUCAUGGUUAAAGUCAUACAUGUACAGUAUGAACCGAUUUUAUCUAUCUAAAAACGUGAUUUCGAAAAUCAUUGCAAGAAAUAGUUCCGUUGUUGGACUCGAGUCGACUUCACAUUGCCAAAACCUUGACCUGACAGUGACAAAUUGCAGACAUUUGACCUCUGAUCUGUAUCCAAAACUUUCAAGACAACAAGUAUCAUGGUAUCUUAGAUAUCAUGAAUAUUAUAGUGGAGAAAUAAAUGAUGGUGUCUUGAAGUCAUUCACAACCAACAAGUUGGCAUCAAACAACCCAAUCGAAGACCGUGCUGCUGAAGUUCGACUUGUUCAUUCAGACGGGAGAAAAAAUGAGUAUUUGUUUGGAGUUUUUGAUGGACACGGAGGCUGUGCAUGUGCUCAAAUUUUAUCAGAACGACUGUUCAGCUAUGUAGCUCUAAUGUUAUCAUCAAAUGAUUUGCUAAGGAAAAUUCAGUUAGAGAAAAUAGACCCAUGUAGGGAUCUUAUCUACCGAUUUACACACAAGGACUAUUAUCAUAGUCAAGAUAUGGAGCAUCUUUAUAGAGUUGCUUUACAGCGCCUUGCAAGAGAUUUGUUAUCUGCUCCAAAUGAUGACAGCACGGUUGAAGACAUCUUUAAAGCUGCAUUUUUGAGAUUGGACCAUGACAUUCUUGCAGAUGCUCUUCCAAAGGAAGGUCAUGGGGAUAUCAAUAUAGAAAAUUUGUCACUUGCAUUAACAGGGUCAUGUGCUAACUUGGCAUACAUAACUGGCACAGAUGUUUAUGUAGCAAAUACUGGUGAUUGCAAGGCAGUUAUUGGACACCAAAUUGGUCAAGAUGAAUGGAUUCCCAUUAUGCUGUCAUAUGAACAUGAUGCAGAGAAUGAAAAAGAAGUUACAAGAAUAUGUAGUGCUCAUCCUGGUGAAAGUGACACUGUUUUGAGAAAUGGACGUUUAUUAGGUGACCUAGCACCAUUACGUGCAUUUGGAGAUGCUCGGUACAAAUGGCCAUCUGCUGUUAUGAAGCAUGCGUUGAACAUCUUCAGCCCAAAUGGUAUAAGCAUCUAUGGAGAAAGUUUAAUUCCUCACAAUUAUAAGACUCCCCCAUAUUUGACUGCUGAGCCUGAAGUUGUACAUCAUGCACUAAGUGCACGAGACAAGUUCAUGGUUAUUGGAUCUGAUGGACUGUGGGAGCUUCUGAAACCCAAUCAAGUAGUUGAUCUUAUUGCUGCUCACAUGGACGACAGGCAGAUUAUUUCACAGUUUGUAGUUCCACAAAGUGGAAUAACUUUGAAAGAAAUAAAUGAUGUUCUUAAGGUGCGCAAGAGGAUACUUGCCAAAAAGCCAGAAGAUGAAAACGUUGCCACCCAUGUAUUGAGAAUGGCAUUGGGUCCUGAUCAUACACAAUUGUCACAGUAUUUAACAAUUCCACCCAACAUUGUAAGGAAUUAUAGAGAUGAUAUUACAAUUACAGUUGUGUAUUUUGAUACAGACUAUAUUGCUGAAAGGAAUGAGUAAUACCUAUGUUGGUGUAAGUAUUGUUGUAUUAUUUAGUUGGAACUGUGUAUGAACACAUUCUUAAUAUGAAUACUCAUAAUUGUUACCUUUGUUAGUCAAGAAACAUGUAUAAUAAAAUAUCAUGUGUAUCUGCAGUUCAGUUUUAUUGUUGUGAAAUGAUUUUCAAGUUGAGCAAUUUAUUGGAAAGGUUUUUUAUUGUUCUUACUGUGUGCAUGUAAUGUUAAUCUGUUUAUUUAAAAAAAAAUGUAUCUAAUUUCUUAUGCAAAUGAAAUUUUUGUGCUACGUUAACACACAAAGUUGCUGCAACAAGGUCAAUAAAUCAUGUUGUGAAUAGUAUAACAAACAUACAUUACGAUUUAAAAAUUCAAGCCAUGUUUGAAUAGACUCAUGAAUAACAAUGAAACUUGCUCUGAGCAUUAAUUUUGUUCUCCUGAUUUCCCUAACAAGUAAGAUAUGGCUCCUGUUAAAUUCAAUUGAAUAUCAUGUCUGUCUUGGGGUAUGGCAGUUUUCCUUAUUAGGUUCAAAAUCACAUAUUUAACAAGCUAAUUGUGGAAAUCUUUAAGAGAAUAAAAAAUGUGUCACCCUUUCAGCAAAGAGGGUCAAUGGGUUAUGCUUUUGAGUUUGGAAUCAAAGUAUGGCACUUAAAUGACCAUUGCUCAUGUUUUGAUAAAGCUAUGUAACUCUGACUGGCAUUUUGACAGAAUUAUGUGCCCUUUUUAUACUUAGAAAAUUGAAAAUUUGGUUAAGUUUUGUGUUUAGGUCCACUUUAUUCCUACAGUAUCAAAGCUAUUGCUUUCAUACUUGCAACACUUAUUAACUAUCAUAAGGGGUCUGUGCAGGCAAAGUUAUGUAACUCUGACUGGCAUUUGGACGGAAUUAUGGGCCCUUUAUACUUAGAAAAUUGAAAAUUUGGUUAAGUUUUGUGUUUUGGUCCACUUUACCCCUAAAGUAUCAUAGAUAUUGCUUUCAUACUUGGAGCACUCGCAAACUAUCAUAAGGGUACAGUAAAAGGACAAGUUGCAUAACUCUGGUUGUCAUUUUUACGGAAUUAUGGCCCUUUUUUGACUUAGUAACUUUGAAUAUAUGGUUAAAUUUUGUGUUUUGAUCCACUUCACUUCUAAAGUAUCAAGGCUAUUGCUUUCAAAAUUCAAAUACUUUAAUGCUAUCAUGAGGUUACUGUACACGGCAAAUUGAAUUAUACUUGACCUUUGAAUGACCUUGACUCUCAAGGUCAAAUUAUUAAAUUUUGCUAAAAUUGCCAUAACUUCUUUAUUUAUGAUUAGAUUUCAUUGAUACUUUGACAAAACUACUCUUACCUGACAUACCACAAUAGACACCACCCAAA